Lindgomyces ingoldianus is the source of this 693-nucleotide messenger RNA. RefSeq lists its product as uncharacterized. The transcript is spliced from 8 exons. Lineage: Eukaryota; Fungi; Ascomycota; Dothideomycetes; Pleosporales; Lindgomycetaceae. The record is from RefSeq and is a predicted model, not a curated record. Bases 1 to 693 code for a protein of 230 amino acids.
AUGGUCGAGAUCAAAAUCGGGAAUGCUACGCAUUAUAUCAUGGCAUUUUCCCCAAUAAAGACUUGGAAGGGAGGACGAGUUACAGCUCCCAAGUACAGAGCGCAUCAACAUGCUGCCAGUAUCUGGUGUCCGUUUAACGAAUCCAGUCCAUUGUGUGUCUGCCUAUGGAAGCGUCUAAUGCCCUCCCCCGACCCGAUCCAGUGUGGCAAUUCUCCGUUUCUGCAAAACGAUAGGCUGAAUGAAUUUGAGUACUUCAAUGUAGAGGUCGAUGUCGCCCGGCUUCAAGGGAGCAUCGGAGGUGCAAGGCUACGGAAAGCUACGUAUUCUCAAAUCGGGAAUAGUAGGGUAUGGAACAUAGGAAACGUGAUAGGAAUUAAAUGUAAUGCAAAGAUAACAGCAUCCCUCGGAUUCGACCUCCAUUCAUCUAAGGCAUUAAGGAUAAGCCAUGUCUUCUGCCAUUCUUAUUCAAUUUGCAGGAAAUUCAAUAACUCAGCCAAGCCCAUUCACCUUCUGAGGGAGGGCUCCAAUGCGAAUUUAGUGUUCAUCCUUCACUAUGUCCAUCCGCUUACAAUAGAUGAUCCUCAACAGCGAGUAGCGCUCGAACACUCUUCACGAUACUGGAUAGAUAGUGACGGAAUAGGUCUCAAGAAAUCAGUUGCCUAUAUUCUCCUCAUGCUGAAAAGGGCAUUCUGA